Molecule: messenger RNA, 2300 nt
Organism: Ictalurus furcatus (blue catfish)
Lineage: Eukaryota; Metazoa; Chordata; Actinopteri; Siluriformes; Ictaluridae
Product: b(0,+)-type amino acid transporter 1-like
Exons: 6
Coding region: 590-2041 (483 amino acids)
Biological process (GO): amino acid transmembrane transport
Cellular component (GO): membrane
Molecular function (GO): L-amino acid transmembrane transporter activity
Source: RefSeq, a predicted model, not a curated record
UGUUUCACAAAAUUCAAAGCGGAGUGUUUAUAUUUCUUAGCAUUCAUCAUUUUUGGUUGAGUUUUCCAAAAGGCUAGGUCUAGUAUUUCUAAAUACACAUAGAUGGCCAGAUAUUAGGUUUUCAGAUGUUUGUUAGUUUUUAAGAAUUAAGAUAAUAUCAAAAUAUUAUCAGAUUCUUUUUCUGGCAAGAAAUGUGAUACAGUAAGGCCUUUAAACGAGUAAAAUAAACUUAAUGAAAAAAAAAUAAAUUUAACUUUACCAAUCAAAUGUGUAUUUACAACAUUUUACAAUGCCCUUAAAUUACAUAACUGCCCUUAAAUAAUGAUGGUUUAAAUUUAUGUCAAAUUACAGUACUGGAGCUCAACUCCAAUUCACAUGAAACAAAAGUGAGAGAGCUCAAUUCCCUUAAGCUCCCUCCCACAAGUUAACCACUGCUAGUAACUACACAGAUAAAUUAACAUAAUUUUCAAGGUUGUCCUAAAACUUCUGCUCCGUAAACCAAGCAUUCUUAAAUGUUAAUAUUUAAUCAGAAACCUGUUGUACUUAGUAUCUUAUUACCCAUGAUUCACAUAUUUUCUUGGACUGCAAGAUGUAUAGCUCAUUUUCAAUCACACCCGGCACCAUGACAAGCAGCGAGCACAAAGGGCUGAAGCUGAAGCGGGAGGUAGGGUUAAUUAGUGCCGUAUCUCUGGUCGCAGGCACUAUGAUAGGAUCGGGGAUAUUUAUGUCCCCUCAGUUUGUGAUGGCCAAUGUUGGAAGCCCCGGAGCAAGCUUGAUCAUCUGGGCUGUGUGUGGCCUGGUGACUCUAUGUGCUGCGCUCACUUAUGCAGAGCUUGGUACCAUCUUCAGAGAAUCCGGAGGAGAUUUCAUCUACAUCCUGAAAAUCUAUGGACCCUUACCUGCAUUCUUUGUGGCAUUCACAUUAAUAAUCGUGCGGAAGCCAGCAUCUAUUGUGGCUAUAGCCUUGAGUUUUGCUCAGUAUGCCGUGGCUCCUUUUUAUCCAGGCUGCAUGCCACCUAUGUUGGUUGUAAAAUGUAUAGCAGUGGUGUGCAUUUUGGUGGUGGCUACCAUAAAUAUGCUGAAUGUUCGCUUUGCCAUGGCCAUUCAGGUUAUCUUCCUGGUGGCUAAAAUGGUGGGACUGAUGGUGAUCGUUAUUGGUGGAAUAGUUACCAUGGCCCAAAAUGGCAUGGGAAGCCUUGGGAAUCCAGACAUUGUCUUUAAGGAUACAACUUUGGGGCUCAGUCCCAUUGGAAUGGCUAUGUAUCAGGGACUCUGGUCUUUCUCAGGAUGGUCUAAUUUAAUCGUUGUGCUUGAAGAGGUGAAAAAUCCAGAGGUAAAUCUACCCCGGGCAUUAAUGAUUGCCCUUCCAAUGGUUACCAUCCUCUACUUGCUGGUCAAUAUCAGUUAUCUGGCCAUCAUGACUCCUAGAGAGAUGAUGAUGUCCAGUGCUGUAGCAGUUACUUGGGGCAAUAAGGUGCUGGGAAAAUGGGGCUGGUUGAUGUCUAUUGCAGCAGCAUUAUCUUCCUUUGGCACACUGAAUGGAUCAUUCUUCGGUGGGGGACGAAUUGCCUUUGUAGCUGCCCGGGAAGGUCACAUGCCUAGCAUCCUGUCCAUGGCCCAUGUGCGACGUCUCACUCCCUUUCCAGCUCUCAUCUUUACCACCAUUAUCGCCUUCAUUGUGCUCAUUCCUGGAGAUUUCCGGGGCAUAAUCAACUUCUUCAGCUUCACAUCCUGGAUCUUUUACGGACUUACGAUAUCAGCACUACUCUAUCUCAAAAUGAAAAAGUCGGAUCUUCCUCGUGUCUACAAGGUACCCAUUUUUAUCCCUAUCCUGGUGAUGCUGGCAGCUGUGUUCCUGGUUCUAGCACCCAUUGUUGACAAACCUCAGCUUGGGUACCUGUAUGUUACUCUCUUCAUCCUAAGUGGAGCUUCGAUUUAUAUUCCAUUCAUUCACUUCAAACUGUGUCCACACCUGCUGGACAAACUCACAGUGGUCAUGCAGCUCUUCCUGGAGGUAGCACCAGCUGACAAAAAUGUAUAAAACACCACAUCAGACUGGGAGGCAGAGCUUUUUAGCCUCUUGCUCUGGUCAAUAUUGUGCCCUUAAAAUUUUUUUCAUCAUUUUAUUACCAGUGUAUUAUGCAUGGUGAGCAUUUAGAGUCUGUCUUAAUUGUAGAAGAAGUAAUAAAUGUGUGCAUGUUUGCUUUUAUUAUUAUUUUUUUAAAUCAUGCAGUCUUGACUUAUAGUGCAAGUAGAAACCUUAUUGCUUUCUAGUCUACAUAAACAUUUUUGCCAGAUAU